This is a messenger RNA of Anopheles merus, 1117 nucleotides long. RefSeq lists its product as uncharacterized. Bases 287 to 796 code for a protein of 169 amino acids. The transcript has 2 exons. The record is from RefSeq and is a predicted model, not a curated record. Lineage: Eukaryota; Metazoa; Arthropoda; Insecta; Diptera; Culicidae.
GUGUCGUCGUAUAAAAAGCGUUCAUUGAUGUCCAACCCGGGUCAGUCGUCAGUAGCAUUGGGCACGAGCGGUGUUUUGCGGUGAUAUAUGUGAGCAAGCAAGGCGUAUUAGGCGUCAUCAACAGUGGUUGAGCAUUUUGCUGGUUGUUGAGGCAGCCGAAUUGGGAGCAGUGAAUCAAUCGGAUUAGCAUAAGCAAUAAAAGUGCCACCAGUGUCGUCGGUUCAGUGAGUGAAGGACAUUGUUUUGUUUUGCUGCGAAAAAAACAACCCCCAUAAACUCUACGAAAAUGAAACUGUUCGGAAGUAGCAGCACGUUGCUGUUGAUGCUGAUCAUUGGAUUGGUGUGGAGUGAACAGCUGGAGGAGCAGGACAGUGACACCAACGAUCUGGAAACGGCAGAAUCGGCCUUCCACAUCGACCCAAAGACGGUGAUCUUCACCGGGCUGGCCGGUAUCGGGGCACUGGUGGUGAAGGGCUUGGCGCUGGGCAUUGGUGGCGGUAAGCUACUUCUGCUGGCCAAACAUGCCGGCAACUCGCACAGCAGCUCCGGCUGGGACGAUUCCACCAAGUCGUACUCAUCGCACCCGUCCUACCCGACGUACAAGUCGUACUCGUCCAGCUACUCGUCCUCAGACGAGGCGAAGCCAACGUCGUACACUGGCAGCCUGAAGGUGUCCGGUUCGCUGACGCCGGUGAGUUCCAAAUCUUCGUCCGACUCGUCGAGCUCGUCCACGGCCGCACCGACCAAGACGAGCCUCUCGCUUGACGAUGGUGAUGAUGCACUGCCUGAAAACUGAGUUUCAAAAUUUCAGGUUCAUUAGCAGCGGGCUGGCUGGCUACUGCCUGGCGAACGGCGUUGUUGAGGCUGAGAGUAUCUCCUUUUUUGGCGAACGUUGUGAACAAAAUUCUGGACAGAUCAGGGCGUGAAAAGAAUAUUCGGGGGGCGCGUUAUAAGGGAGGCGUUACAAAAGCCUAAACCAAACUAAAUCUGCUUUGUUUAGUAGUGCCUACAUACCAUAAGGUUUACUAUUUUCUGGGGAAUGUACACAUAUUUAUAAGCUUUCAUCGAUCAUAUUGUGAUACUUUGCUCAUCUAAUUAAACCGGUUUCCAUUCUAUU